AACCAUCCUCUCACAAUCCUCCAAUGGACUUCUCAAAGCUCUUCUCCUAUUAUUUCCUUCUCCUUGCUCUCCUCUUUCCAAUGGCCACUGCUGAAAACUCCAACCUCUUUAGAGAGUACAUAGGUGCUCAAGAUAAGGGAGUCAAAUUCACUGAUGUGCCUAUCAAUUCUGAUGUCCAGUUCCACUUCAUCCUUGCCUUCGCCAUAGACUACACCACUACAACCCCCUACACCCCCACCAAUGGCCAAUUCAACGUCUUCUGGGACACCGUCAAUCUCACCCCUUCCGCGGUCGCCUCCAUCAAACAAAGUCAUAGCAACGUGAAGGUUGCUCUUAGCCUUGCUGGGUACAGCGUCGCCGGCAGUACUACCAAUGCGUAUUUCCUUCCUACAUCUAUAGACUCUUGGGUUAAUAAUGCAGUCUCUUCACUGACCAGCAUCAUUGAGCAAUACCAUCUUGAUGGUAUCGAUGUCGACUAUGAGAACUUCAAUACCAGUGCCGCCGAUGAAGACACCUUUGCAGAAUGCAUUGGAAGGCUUAUCACAACAUUGAAGAACAAUGGAGUGAUACAGUUUGCUUCAAUAGCUCCAUUUGAAGAUCAACCACUCCAGAGCUAUUACGAAGCUUUGUGGGCGAAGUACUCCAAUGUUAUAGACUAUGUGAACUUCCAAUUCUACGGGUAUUCUAACAGCACGACGGUAUCCCAGUUUUUAGGCUAUUAUGAUACUCAGAGCUCAAAUUAUGAAGGAGGAAAUAUACUGACCAGUUUGAUUUCUGACGAUAGUGGAGGACUGACUCCGGCAAAUGGCUUCUUUAAUGCUUGUAAGACACUUCAGGAUGAAGGAAGACUUUUUGGCAUAUUCAUAUGGUCUGCUGAUAGCUCCAAAGCUAAUGGCUUUCCGUAUGAGACGGAAGCACAGGAUCUGUUGGCUAAUGCUUAGUGCUCUUAUGAAGAUCCAAGAUUUCAGAAAGUGUGGUUAAUAAGGACGGUGGUUUAGUUAUGGACAAUAAAUAAGAUGGAUCAUAAACUGGGCUAUAACCUAGCUAUUCCACCACCUUAGUUUGAUUUUGAUGAAUUGUGUACUUGGCAUACAAAUAUAUAUAUAUAUAAUAUAUAAGCCGUUUGGUAUUUUCUUUUGUA
This is a messenger RNA of Elaeis guineensis (African oil palm), 1141 nucleotides long. Its product is annotated as chitinase 2-like. Gene Ontology annotation, molecular function: hydrolase activity, hydrolyzing O-glycosyl compounds. Gene Ontology annotation, biological process: carbohydrate metabolic process. NCBI's taxonomy places the organism in Eukaryota, Viridiplantae, Streptophyta, Magnoliopsida, Arecales, Arecaceae. The record is from RefSeq and is a predicted model, not a curated record.